Miscanthus lutarioriparius is the source of this 252-nucleotide messenger RNA. NCBI's taxonomy places the organism in Eukaryota, Viridiplantae, Streptophyta, Magnoliopsida, Poales, Poaceae. The record is from the annotation of a GenBank genome assembly.
AUGGCACGGCGGCAGUGGAGCAGCGGCGGCGGCGGCCUCGCGUUGGCAGUGCUCGCCGUGCUGUCGUCCGUGCUCUGCUCGGGCCACCCGGUGCCUGGCGGGGGGUUCCCGCCGCUGCAGCCGCACUUCUACGACCACGCGUGCCCACAGAUGCAGGCCAUCGUGGGCUCCAUCGUGGCGAAGGCGCACGCGGAGGACCCGCGCAUGGCGGCGUCCCUGCUGCGGCUGCACUUCCACGACUGCUUCAAAUGA